AUGGCGGACCGCGUGCACUUGUUCGCGAACUUCAAACAUAGCAGCGAUCCGGUCAGGCAAGAACUUGCAACUCGCGCCCUUCGCUAUGAACCCACAGACACUGAGCGGGCGCUCGAGCAGACGCGGGAUAGCCAGAUCGCUGCUAAACGCGAUACCGCCGCUGGACAUCUCGAGAUGAAAAAGUCCAGCGCUCGUCUCUUAGCAGCAGCCAAGCUCUUCCAGAAGUUCAGUGAAGCGAAAGCCAAGCAUGCUAGAGACUUGGAGACAGCACUAGAUGAGCAGAAAGAACAACUUGUGCGCAGUCCCGCAGCAGAGCUUGAAGAAAUGAAGAAGUAUACCCAAGAGCUUGAUACAUACAAGAAGCAAGCAGAAGCACAGUACGAUCAGCUAGAGCAUGCGUGUAGGUUUGCACAGGAUACAGACGACGUGAUCGGCACCAUGGAGCGCAUCAUCGCCAAGUCGAAGGACGUGGCUACGAAGCAGGGUGUCCUCAUUCAACAGCUUCGUCAGGCUUCACCGUGA
Messenger RNA from Alternaria burnsii, 522 nucleotides. RefSeq lists its product as uncharacterized. The record is from RefSeq and is a predicted model, not a curated record. Lineage: Eukaryota; Fungi; Ascomycota; Dothideomycetes; Pleosporales; Pleosporaceae. Bases 1 to 522 code for a protein of 173 amino acids. The transcript is spliced from 2 exons.